GUCAAAUGCGACAAAACUAUGCCAGAGUGUCGGAAUUGUCUUCGCCUGGGUGUCGGAUGUCCUGGGUUUAGCCCGCAGAGCGAGUUCAUCUCACGCAAGGAGAUACAAAAGUCGGCAGACGACAUCUUCAAGGCUGCCGGCGUUGAAAAGAGACGGGUGGGGUCAUGCGAAGAAUGUCGGACAUCCAAGCAUCGCUGCACCAAGACCCGGCCGUCGUGUCGCCGAUGUAUCCUGCGCCAUCUGCCAUGUGUCUAUCCAUCAAAGCCGGAUAAGCAACAAGAGCGCGAACCCUCAACUCAACCCUCCAGCUCCGUGGCAAGCUCUACAGCUGCUGCCGCGGGCCUCACUUCGACUGUCUCAGCUCAGCCCUUGGAAGCUGGUCACUUAUGCACAGAUACUCUACCAAAGGAUCACGGUCUUCGACUUCGUCUAGUUGAUGCUUUCUUCAGCCGAUCUCACCACCUUCGAUGUCUAACUUUCGUCCAUCAGCCCUCCUUCAUGCAGUCGCUCGAGUCAGCCAGCGUAGCUCAGGAUUACGGAGAGCCGCUGCUCUAUGCUAUGUGCGCUCUUGGCGCUAGACACAUCUACUUUGAUGCGACGUUAACCCUGAAUGGUCCCGAUCGCGACUCGCUUCCAAAUGUAGUCCCUGGGCAAGCAUGGGCUGAGAGAGCGAGAAAGGCGAUACUUGGAGAGAUGCAUGCUCCCACGGUUCAAAAUCUCAUGGACCAGCAUGCUUUGGUCUUCAUUUUACUGGCUUUUCUGCAUCGCGCCAUAAGGCUGUUGAGCUUGGAUUCGCCACACCCCCUUCCCAGCAAUUCCACAACAGCCCAGAUAAUGCAGCGAGAAAUAGAAAACCGCAUCGUUUGGGCCAGCUUCCUCAUUGACAGCCUUGCUGCCAAUGGUGUCGAGAAAAACAUGUGUUGGAAAGAUCACAUACCAAGCAUUCCUCUGCCUUGUUCCGACAAUUGCUUUAAUACAUCACAGCUUUCCACAGCGCAGCACUAUCUUACGCAAAUUGAAGACUCGGGAAUGCAUACCGCCAUUUCGGAGCUGGAUUUAGGGGCUCUUUUGAUCUUGGUUGUGCGCUUAAGAACAAAAGUAAUGCAAAUUAUUCGUGUUGCCGACCUUGGCAUGCGCAUUUGGGAACCGUCAUCACAAUUCGUCAGAAUCAUUGAUCAACUCAUCGCUCUGUAUAAUAAUUUGCCUGAACGAUAUUAUCUGACAGAUGCCAAUUUAUACGUGCUCAAAGAAAAAGGGAUGCUUGGGGCUGCCUUUGCUCUACAUCUCUUUAUACACGCCGUCAUCUUCGACCUCACCCGAAUCUCACUAGCCGGCUUCAACUUCCCUCUAGCCCCAGCGUUCAAGAACUCGCCGGUUGAAUUUCGCGCACACUGCCAGAGCUUAUGCCGCUUCCACGCCAGUCAAGUUUCCGAUAUCAUCCGCACAGGAAUGAACUUCCACCCGAACGCGUUCGACGACCUUUUUUGCCCCGAUGUGACCAUUGAAUCGACCAAAGUGCAGAUUAUUUACGCAGCUACUGUAGACCAAUCCCCCCAGACUUCGCAGGUCACCAGAGACAAUAUUAUCACCAACCUCAACUUCCUUUUGAGCAUUCACAAUCGCGGAAAAGAGGCCCCGGCACAGUUUAUUCGCGGCAUUAUUCCACUGUGCCAUCUCUUUGGCUUUCGAGAUAUUGCGGAGCGAUAUCAGGAGACACUUGGCCUUAACAUACCAAUCGAUCCGGCAGAAGUCACAGGAUCUGCUGAUGAUCACCACCUUUCAGCAUUGGCCUCUUUCCGACGAGGAAGAGUGCAGCUUCAAGAAUCCCAAUCGUCAGGAGGUGCCAAGACAAUGUCUUCAGAAAACGACAAUACACCACCAUUAAUCCACGCAAGUCAAAGCAUCAUAUAUGAAGAUCCGGUAGAUAAAAGCAGCGGCGGCGAUUUUACGAAUUCGCUGCCAGUUUUGAGACCAGUUUACCCUCCGCUAGAGGUGGCGCCUGAACUUAUGAGCCAGAGCUUGUCUCCAAGAAAUGCCCUUCAAAUCAUGCCAUCUGCAGGUGUUAUGGUACAAAAUGGGGCCUUGUUACAACCUUCAGUCGACGACUAUAUCAAAACAGCGGAUGAAAUGUCAACAUACCUGACAUGGGGGAUGCCGGAAAUACCCAAU
Molecule: messenger RNA, 2169 nt
Organism: Trichoderma virens Gv29-8
Lineage: Eukaryota; Fungi; Ascomycota; Sordariomycetes; Hypocreales; Hypocreaceae
Exons: 7
Biological process (GO): DNA-templated transcription; regulation of DNA-templated transcription
Cellular component (GO): nucleus
Molecular function (GO): zinc ion binding; DNA-binding transcription factor activity, RNA polymerase II-specific; DNA binding
Source: RefSeq, a predicted model, not a curated record